Lates calcarifer (barramundi perch) is the source of this 7589-nucleotide messenger RNA. RefSeq names its product transmembrane protein 121B (gene tmem121b). Lineage: Eukaryota; Metazoa; Chordata; Actinopteri; Centropomidae. The record is from RefSeq and is a predicted model, not a curated record.
GUGCUGAAUACUCCUCUAGUUUGUUCAGUAGUUGGAUCCCAUGACUGUAAAUUGAAACCUCUUGUUUGUCACCACCAACUACCAUUCCCCUCAGACUCUUAGUGUCCCUUAGGUUUUCUCAGCCUGUGAAUUGAGAGUGUUUCCACUAUCAAAAAGCUCCCAUUAACACUGAACACUAACACACACACACACACACAGGCCAGCUGGUCAACACAGUGAGACAUUUACCAACCACAGAGCCAGAUAUUUCCCUCAGGAGCUGAAGAGCUGCUGACAGAAGAAUGUAAGAAGAUGUGCAUUCAUCAGGUGGACACAAACACACACUUCAAACCAAUGAAGCUGGUGGUGUGUCUGCUGGAUGUGGGUUAACAACAUGUUCACUACAGCAACUUUAUAUACCAGUGAUGUGUCCACCUUUUCUUUACUACCUCCUGUGUGUGUAUUUUUUCAGGUAUGGGACAUUAUGUUUGUGAUAUUUCUACCUGUGUUGCACUGACAGAACAGGCAACACUGUCCAAACGCCUCAAACACCAACAGGCUCUGUGAUGGUUUGUUAAAGAGAUGCUGAUGAAAAUAUGUGAUUAAUAUCAUUUCUUUUGAUUAAUAGAAUAAAUAGGCCUUAUUGACUGAAGAAAGAAUAAAUAAAUAAAUGAAGAUGAGGCAGCUAUAGUCCAUUCCAUCAGAUUCAAGUCCGUGUCUUCCUUUGCGCAUGUCUCUGUCUCCUCCUUUUAAAGAACAAGGAAGGAAGACGGGGGGGAGAGAAAGGGAGGCGACCGCAGAAAUACAAUGAUCUCUGAAACUGGGAACGACAAUCCGAAGGCCGACUAUCUCCGAUACGAAGCGAGCUGCUGCCCUGACUCCCCCGUCUCAUCCUCUCCGGAACCCGAGCGGCUGAGCAGGAGGCGGGACACCCAGACCACCAGCGGCAGCAUCAUCCCGGAGGAGAGCGGCAGCAUCCAGCCCCUGGUCUCCUCAACCGCGGCCGCCACCGGCAUCAUGACAUCGGGGGAGUUCAUGCAGACCGCCCCCCUGCUGGCGCACAAAUCCAAGAGAAGCCUGUUGUACAAGGCGCUCUGCUUCCUCCUGCUCAUCUUCCAGGGCGGGAUUCUGGACUUCUACCUCAUCAUCUUCACCGACCUGUACUGGUGCUCCUGGAUAGCCACGGACCUGGUGGUGAUCUCGGGCUGGGGGAUUUUCUUCAUGAAGAACGCGCGGAGCAAGAGGGAGCGGGCCUGCGGCUUCCACCAGAAGAGCUCCAUCUUCGGCUGCAACCUCGGGGAGUUCACCUACGCCUACCUGGCCUGGCUCAUCUAUGUCAUCGCCUGCACUCCGAAGGUGGUGCUCAUCCUGGAGACCUCCAUCCUGGACCUGAUCGCGCUGAAGGUUCCGUGCGGAGUGACCGGCUUCAAAAUCAUCGUGCUGCUGUCCGCGCCGCUGCUUUUCUGCCUCAUCAACUCCAUCAUCGAGGACCUGAACGGGGCGACGCGGCACCACUCCCAGAGUUGCUUCAUGAGCACCUGCCUGGACCUGCUGGACAGCUUCACGCUGGUGGAGAUGCUGCUGAGGAACGAGAUCACAAACCUGUACCUGAAGUACACCGUCAUCUCGGUGUAUUUCGUUGCCCUGGCGGUGCCGGUGAUCUGGCUCUACGAGCUGACGGCGUCGGAGCUGCGCUGCCGGUGGCUGUGGGCCCGCUUCUCCACGGGCCUGCUAGUCAACGCGCCUCUGCUGGUGGUCAGGUGUUUCCAGGUGUACAUCGACAAGAUGCCGGUAUCGGUGUUCAUGUUUAAAAACAUGUUCUUCUUGGUGUGUAAGUUCCUGGAGCUGGUGGAGCAGUGUGUGGCGGUGCGGGGGGUCCGGAGGCUGGCCGGCAGCGGCAACCCGGCCCAGUUCUCCCACUGCGUGUCCGAGAACGACAUGUGUCCGCACGGAUACGUCAACACCCUGGCAGUCACCCAGUCCUAGAACCCGGGCUGAGGACCGGGUACGCGAGAGCCGUUUACCUGUGGUGUUGGCGGGAAAGUGGAGAAGGUGCUGCGCGCCUGACACAGCUGGAAAAUGGAAAAACCCAAUUAGGUCCGUGACAGUGGCUGAUUGAAUAAUGCAGACAGGCAACAAACCUACAUGUAAAGUAUUUAGACAACAAUGUGCCAAUUUAGAAACUCUUUCCACCAGUGUAGGAAGAUCACUGACUGUGUACAGUUCUACUGAGAGAGGAAACUAAGUCUAAUCAUCCAAACUGAAGGAGUCACCUAACCCAAAAUGCAAAAAUACCUCUAAUGGUGAGUUGUUUUUUUGCCUCCAGUUCUCCAGUGUUCAGUCAGGGCUGGACCAAGCUGUUAGCAGGCCCCAAGGGCAAAAAGUGAGCUGUGGGCCCCUAAUGACCCCCCCUGUAGUUUGGUCAUAAGUUGGCUAAGUACUAAUUCAUUUAAGGAUAUGCACCAUGCAAGCUCAAUAUCAACUAACUGUUUAACAUUACUAAAACUAGAUGUUGACUCUAGAGGGUCCACGUGGCCCCAGCAAGGCAGUAGAAGUUUGUUCUUUGCACUGCUCAAACAGCUUUCCUGGUAACUCUGGACCAUCCACAGAGCAACCAACCAAUAACCACACUGGAGUUAUGGUCUGAUGCAAAAAAAAUUAAAAAAGAAUCCAUAGAUUCACUGUUAUAGGCUACAAUGCUUCAAAGCAGUUUGAUUGUUCAGUGUUUACAGCAUAUGUUGCUUUAUUUGAAUGACAUCAGUUAAGCGCAUCUCUGAAACACUGGAGCUGAUUAGUCAUCUGAGUUUUCGUCUCAGAAUUCUGAUUUUACACAGCAGGAGAAUGGGUUUUCCAAUUUUUGAUGUCUGGAAUGCAUCAUCUGUACCAGCCUUACAAUGCUCCUUUUCAGAUGAGUCUACAGGUGCUACAGUCAAACCCAACACCUUCAACAGCUUACAACAAAGGGAGAACAAACUGUAGUGCGUUGGACCUUAUUGAGUUGUGUGUGUUCAUCUGGAGAGUUUCACCGCUGCACUUGGAUAGAGCAGAGAGACUGUCUGGACUGAGUGAAGCAUUGAAAUAUAAAGUGCAAUUUGAAGAAUCCUCACCUGGGCUCUGCUCCACCAUCUACAUUAGUGUUUUCUAUUGAUGACAGUGUUGUCUGCUGGUGUGUGCUGGUUAUACAGGCUGUGUCUGGUACUGAGAGUAGAGUAGACUCAUGUGCGUAACUUAAUGCCAUGCAUACAGAUCCAAUAGUGCCAUGACAAACAGGUUUUCUAAAGCUCUUUUAAAUGGACCCUGGCUGACAGGAGCUUCUGCUGGUAUUGCUGGCUCCACUACUGUUCUACUUCUUCUCUCUCUCUUAGAUCAGGAGUCCUAAAAGAUCACUGAGUACUGUUCACUCUGUUUAUCUACUAUUUUCAAAGCAGUAGUUCACUCAGUCACACCCAUUUAUUCAUUCAUCGGCUGACGGUAUUUAAUCUUUGCUCAAUCCAGGCUCUGGAAAAGUUUGUCAUUUUCAACACCUGACAGUCAGCUCUGGGACUACACAUAUUUAUGUUAUUUUCAUAGUACUUUAUGGAAUCCCAUUUCUCUUAAGAAAGUCAGUUGAAAAAUAAUCAUGAUGCCUCUUACUAAGCCAAGUCACUUAUGAGAUAUUAAGUCCAAGUCACAGUCUUGACCCACUAAAAUCAUAAAGGUGUACUAAUCAAUAUUUUCUUUUAACUAUGGAUACAUGACUGUGUUGUUCAUAGUGAGGAACACACAAAGAAUGAUCCCAGCUCAUUGUUUUGAUUCUCCAUUAGUGAUAUUUCCAGCAGCAGCUCUCUUCAGUGACCACUGAGUGGAGUGCAUUGCAUAAUUUAGACCUCUGUUCCUCAAAGCAUUGUGGGUUGGUAGGUGACACAGGAUUGACCAGCAAGGCAAAAAUGGCAGGUGGAUCCAUCGAAAAUCAAAAAUGUUUCAGUUCAGGGCCAAGUUUGAUUGAAAGCUUGAGUAAAGUGAUGCAGUGGUGUUACAGGAAUUUUACCUGCUGUGCUUCCAUGCCCGUAGAGGGAAGCAUCAUUAGCUGGGAUCCCUCUUAUUUAUGUUAAAUAUCUCCAAGAUAAUAGAGGACAGGGACAAAAUGAAAUGCAUCUGAAAAAUCAUCCUCACCAGAAAAAGACCUGACUGGCCGUUAAAACCACCUACACGUUUUUAUGAUUUAUGUUUUCUCUCUCAAGGAGAAGCAGAGGUACAGUUGCCUGACGACUAAAAUAUUCUGUGUGUGACAUUAACACUGGAGACAGCCAGCAUGGUACUUCAUCAGUCCAAAUCUUUAGCACAGAAGAGGCAGAUCAGAAAACAUGAUGUCCGUUUUGUUUUGGUCAUCUGGGUUGUUAAAGAUACUGACAAACAAUGUUGUCCUGCCAAUAGUGUGUCAGAUCAGCGAUGCUCAUUGUAGAAAUUUUGGAAGGCACAGAGUUGGAGGACUUGUUGACAAGUGCUUGGUAAUAGCACACAGCAUCUCGCAAGUUAAGUCUUCCUGACCAAGCUGUUCCUGCCAGGUUUGCCCCCUGUUCUCAGUCUUUAUGGCAAGCUAGGAUUACCAGGUCCCAGAGGUGUGCCUGUACUUCAUUCACAGAGGACACCAACACCAACCUUUUCACUGUACUCUAGGUAAGGCAGUCAAAUAAUCUGUCUAAAAAAGUCCAACAGGUGCUGAAAACCCACCUUUUCCCUGUAUGUAAAGGUUUACUUACAUGUGAGUCAAAAUGGGAGACAAUCUGAAUGCCAGUGCUGCUGUGAACAACACAGGUGAUUGACAGAUACAGAUACACUGACAUCCUCUCAGUGUGUAAACAGAGACUGACUAGAGCUUUGUUUGAACAGUACAUACUCAUAGAAUGGUCACUGUCCUCCAUGAUGAGCCCCUCCAUAAGUGUAUAGAAACAUUGGGUGAUCACAAUGUAUUAGAUAAGUAUAUGUGACUGAAGAUUAUGUAUAGUCAAGGUAUUGUGCAAUAUUGGUCAGGGAGGUUCAAACUGAUUUUAGUGCCUAUUAUUUAUGAGUGAGGGUAUCUGUGCAUUUUUACAGCUUUGUUUGCUUCUCUGUGAACGAUCAGUGUCUACAGGUCAGAGGUUGAUGUGACUUGUGCCUUGUGAGCAGCGUAGGAUGACUGAGGGGUCAGGACCUGAUGAGGAGAAGAAUCCUCGAUAAAGGACCAUACCAGAGUUGUAAAGUUUUACCUCUUUUACUACAGACCACAGAUACUUUACAUUUCUGCUGACCCUACACUACAGUGUAAUGUAGGGAUUUAAAUGUCUGCCUACCCCUUAGACAGCCUCUAGUUUCUCACAUUGAAAUGUACUAUGUCUAAGGAGUAGGAUUAAGGAAGUUUUAAGCCUCUAGUGAUUUUAAUGCUGCAUUGAAAUGAAAUGACUAGUGACUGCUAGGAGGGAAUCAAUCUCAAAAUGUGCAGUUUGCUUAGGGAUUGGCCAGCACUGAUGCAAAGUACAUUGGAUUUGUAGUUGAAAAUGGUGAAACAUGCAAACAUAAUUUAUGUGUUUUACAAUUAUGUGGGUUAGCUUGGUGUCAAAGUCAAUUUUCUGUGUUGGUGAACACAGGGUCCUGUAGCAUCGGCAAGGAUUAAGAGCUCAGUUUAAAUCAAUUUAAAAUGAACUGAAUCUUGGUCAAAUUUAAAGGUACAUUGUUAUGAUGCUAUAGCUACCAAUAGCAUUAUACAUAUUCCAAAAACAUACUGUACAUUUAGGGUUUAGGAAUUGUUAAUUUACCUUUAAGGGUCCUGACACACCAAAUUGACCUAGAAGAACUGGUGCUGUCAGAACACGACAGCUGUAACAUUUCAUGCUGAAUCAGCUGAAUUGCUAUUGAUAAAGGCUGGCUAGAGCCCAACAGCCCAGUGUUAGGGUCUUUAGAUUGGAUUCCAUCGAGGUUUCACUCACAUUUUAAAUUGAGAUUAGAUCUAAAGAGCUUUCAGUCCUAGAUUCAUAUUUACUGUACACCCUAUUGUUGAUGGCUUUGUUGAAAGUUCUUGAAGGAACCUUCAGUUGUUAGGAAGCUCUUGAAUCCUAAUAAGACGAUGAAUGUCUAAUAACAUAAACUCAUUCUGACAUUUUCAGCUAUUGGCUGCUUCUGUACAAGGAUACACAGACGAGUGGGAGAGGUGACUGUUGAUUUGACCCAUGCUAAUGAACAAUCCUAAAUCCUCUGCAUUCUGUUGCAUCUAGUUCAGCUGAACUGUUGUCCCCGUAAACUAUGACCUGCAGCUGUCAGUCAUUAGGUGUCACUGUUGUGCCUCUUAUUGUGUCUGCCUACCUUACCUACCCUACCUUUCAAUUAUAUUCAAACUACUUAUCAUGUUGUGGGUGUACAUCCUCCAGACAGCUGCCUGAAGUCAAACAGGCUGCCUUCUGUGUGUCAGCUAUGGUUGGUGGGAAAAGGGACAAGACUUAAGUUCAGUCAGUUCAGCUGAAGACAGUGUAAUAGAUUGUUAAUAAUAAUUAAUAAUGGGCAUUUUAUUUAGAAAAAUAAAAUAUAUAAUAAUUUGACAAAAUAAUCUCAAGGUCUAUUUUUCUUUUUCUAGAGCUUUCAGCCACAUGUCUCAGGUCAUUUCUGUCUCCGACAUUUGAUGUCUCAAUCAGUUGGUCACUGACUCCCGGUCAGUACUGUUCUCCACAGCUGUCACAUGUGAUGUCACACCAGUCUACAGACUACUAGUUCUUACAUGAAUGAAGUUCAUGUCCAUCAAAAUGGACAUGAUGGAAACAGACUGGAUCUGGUGAUCCAGACCAUGGGAUGUGUUUGAAAUUUUAGCAACACAUCUUGAGAGCAUUUGUGUCAAAGUCAAACCUGGACUUUAACCAGAAUCUUGGAUCAGUGAAUCUCAUCAAAUCAUUAACUGAGUUGUUGUUCAUUCACUCUACAGACAUGAGGGUAUCUGACCUCUCUGUAGAGGAUUACACAUCAUCGAGCCGCUGCUGUACAAACAAUAUAACAUGCUGACUGCUUCUGUGGUCCUCUCAGCUUUGUUUCUCAUGUUGCACUGAUGGCAGAACAGCUUCUGUUUGUUGCUUAUCAUAUCUUGCCAAAGUAUUAAAGUUGUUGUAUUCUAUAUUUUGUAUAACUUCCUUGUGCCAGUAAACUUCUAAACCUUUGCAUAUGCAGCGUAUGCUGUUGGAAAUGUUCUCUAAAGAUCUGUGUUUGGAUUUGCACAGAAACCUCACCACAUAGUUUAAUCAUAAGGAGGAUCAUUAAUUUACUUUAAACUUUAAACGGAAGAAUAGAGGGCCGAUAACUUGCAUGAAUAAGCACAGUGCAUAACCACACUGAAACUAUCAAAGGCUCUCAUGGACAUGAGUAUUCAAAGAAGCCAAUCAUACUACACAGAUUUAAAUGUUUUUGUUUUUUUUUUUCUUAAAUAGACCACAUGCAGAGAAAAACACAAUGUGUACAAUCUGAACACUCUCAUAAUGUAUGGAGUUUCCUUUCAUUUCAAAACUGUUUACAGUGUGUGGUGUAUAUCUGUACUGAUAUAAUCCAAUCUCUGUACUGUAGAUGUAAGAUGUAAGAGUAUUAUGUGGUUGAAACCUGAAAUAAAUCUGAGGAAAGUA